CUCACGGUUCUCCGUCCCAAUUGCCCAGAUUCAAGCUUCACGAGAGUAAAAGUCAUGGGGCAGCCCAAGGUUCUGCAGCUCGGCUAUUUUGAGCAGGCACCAGAGUCCCUGGCUGAAAUCGGCCACCUCGCGCAAAUCCUUCGUCCAAAGGCGACCACUCGACCCGAUUUCAUCGAAGAAUGCAAAUCCGGGGCCUUCGACGAAGUGUCCGUCAUCUUCCGGACCCUUGAAUCGGCCGAAGUCACCGGGAGGUUCGACGAGGAGCUGGUAGCCUCUCUCCCCCCCAGCGUCAAGUUCGUUUGCCAUCAUGGAGCGGGAUACGACUCGAUCGACGUACAAGCCUGUACGAAGCAGGGCAUCAGCGUAUCCAACGUCCCCACCGCGGUAGACGAUGCCACCGCCGACACCGCCAUCUUCCUCAUGCUGGGCGCCCUGAGGAACUUCAACAUCGCCAUGACCUCCCUCCGGAAGGGCGAGUGGGACGGGAACCCCCCGCCUGCCAUGGGCCGCGAUCCCCAGGGCAAGACGUUGGGGAUCUUGGGCAUGGGGGGUAUCGGUCGCAAUAUGGCCAAGAAGGCUUUGGCGUUCGGUAUGAGGAUCCAGUACUACAACCGUACUCGUCUCUCUCCGGAACUGGAGAGGGAAUGUCAUGCGACCCAUGUUGAUCGGGAGGAGCUCUACCGGACGAGUGAUGUCCUCAGUCUGAACCUUCCUCUCAACAAACAUACUCGACACACUGUCUCGGAUGCCCAAUUUGCCAUGAUGAAAAAGGGGGUCGUCAUAGUCAACACCGCGAGAGGCGCCGUCAUCGACGAGGCUGCCCUGGUCCGCGCCCUAGAGAGCGGCAUAGUCGACAGUGUUGGACUGGAUGUUUUCGAGAACGAACCGGAAAUCCAUCCUGGUCUCCUCUCCAACCCCAGGGCCAUCCUCCUGCCUCAUAAGGGUACUUAUACCGUGGAGACGGAGAAGAAGAUGGCCGAAUGGGUUCUGGAUAACGUUCGGCUUGCCCUCCUAGAGGGCCGCCUGAAGAGUAUUGUGCCCGAGCAGGCAAAGCAUUAAGAUUGUUCUUGUAUCUUUUUGUUACUUUUCUUCUUGUUAGCAUGUUGUUAAUGAUCAUCCCAGCCUUCAUGUUGCUUUCUGACAACCACCGAUCACCAACUCCGCCACGACAGUGAAAGCAAUGUCCCCCAGUGAAGCACAGACGAGGACAGGCUGUGGGCGGCUAGCUGCUGCAGGUCUAGGGUCGGUGUUGUUUUGAUGGGAAAUGGAUUAACAUGUAUCUUUCCAUGUUCUGGGGCAUCUCAUGAUCCAUACUGAGGGUAACCUCGUCUCACAACGGGAUAGUCCGACACGCAUCCGGGGACUGGGUGAGCGGGUUCAAAAACCUACACUCGUAACUAUGUAAAAGCCCUAAACAUGAUAAGAACAAGAAAGAAUAUUUACAAUAGGAAUGGAGAACUAAAUACUGGGAUAGGAGUAG
Messenger RNA from Sodiomyces alkalinus F11, 1480 nucleotides. Its product is annotated as D-isomer specific 2-hydroxyacid dehydrogenase. Gene Ontology annotation, cellular component: cytosol. Bases 55 to 1059 code for a protein of 334 amino acids. The transcript is spliced from 3 exons. The record is from RefSeq and is a predicted model, not a curated record. Gene Ontology annotation, molecular function: hydroxypyruvate reductase [NAD(P)H] activity; glyoxylate reductase (NADPH) activity; NAD binding. NCBI's taxonomy places the organism in Eukaryota, Fungi, Ascomycota, Sordariomycetes, Glomerellales, Plectosphaerellaceae.